AUCCUCUUAAUCCAAGAGACAAAAUUCUUAUAGCAUGUCCUCAUGUUAGGUCAAAUAAAAUCGAGGUUCGUGAUGGUAAUAAAUCAAAAGAUGGAUCAAAGAAUAUGUUUGAUUUAACGUUUAAUUGCAAUUUAAACGACGAAAAUUUGUGUAAGAAAGCAAAAGCAACAUUCGAAUCGGCUGGAAGGAUUUUAAGUUCUGCAUUAUUACUUAACACAAGAAUUGGUUUGAAUGCUACGUUUAGACCUUUAGAAGGGAAUUUAUUAGGAGCAGCAGGUCCAUCCCGAGCAAUUCCUUUCAAGGAUGAUGAUGGAAGAAUUCGGUUAUAUGCACAAUCUCUCGCAAAGCAAUUUCAAUUAGAAGUUCAUCCUGAAUAUUCACCAAUUGAUAUCUUGGCCGACUUUAAUUCAGAUUUUCCAUUUUGGUUCGAAGGCGAUCCACCAAUCCAACCAAAUCAAAUUGGUUUUGAAGAACUCGUAUUACAUGAAUUGACACAUGGACUUGGUUUUCUUUCUAGUUGGAGUAAUGAUUAUCUUGAAGAAAGUUCUUCAUUCCUUACUCCUAAUAUUGAUGGUAUUUUUUAUAAUGUUGGUGAUAAUGUAGAAA
This is a messenger RNA of Racocetra persica, 606 nucleotides long. The record is from the annotation of a GenBank genome assembly. NCBI's taxonomy places the organism in Eukaryota, Fungi, Glomeromycota, Glomeromycetes, Diversisporales, Gigasporaceae.